Molecule: messenger RNA, 1663 nt
Organism: Plodia interpunctella (Indianmeal moth)
Lineage: Eukaryota; Metazoa; Arthropoda; Insecta; Lepidoptera; Pyralidae
Exons: 2
Coding region: 167-595 (142 amino acids)
Source: RefSeq, a predicted model, not a curated record
GGCGGGCGGCUAAAGGAAUAUCUGGGAAUUUUCUGUUAAAAAGGAAUUUUCGUACAAAAUAAAGAAUAUCGAGAACCGUUAUUCCAACCAAGAAAACCUCCAGAUUUUAUAGGAUAGAUAUAAAGUUCGUCUCAUAUCGAAGGAGUGAAGUUUGUGAAGUAUAACAAUGAAAAUAUUAGCAGUUGUAUUGAUGUUGUUGGCGUGUUGUUAUUGUUGCUGUUAUUGCCUGGAAGGGAAUGAACUGUUGUUGGAAGACUCUAGAGCCAAGAAGAAGAAGAGUUCUCUGAAAAUAUGGGCCAUGAUCCUUCUACUAGUGUUCUCUAAAGUGGCUGCAAUCAAAGUGGCUACUUUCUUCAUGUUCCUGGCGUUCUUUCAAAAGCUGUUUUACCUCGUCGGCAUAGUCCUCAACUACUUCCUGAAGAGUAGGAUCAUGGCCCCAAAGCCUCAGCCAGUGUAUGGGGCCCCCCAGGACUACAACACCCUGGGCUACAGCUACGGACCCCCUGAAGAUACGUACGCAGCCCCUGAGAAUUCCCUACCGGCCGUGUCUGAUAUAGGGGGGUCAUUAAAUUGGUUAUUUAAUAAGAAUCAUUAGUAUUAUUUAGGUUACUUCAUAGUCGUAUUCCUCAUGGCUGAGGGUCGUCGUCAUUACGUGGAAUGAAACACACACAACAACUUUGUUAGCAUUAUUAAUGGAGUGGUUUGCCAUUGCCUUCUUCAUUUUAACACAUAAGUUAAUAAUACUCAACUAGUGUGGUUUCCUCACGAUGUUUUCCUUCACCGGAAGCAAUAGUGGUGGUCUAUGAAAACUAUUAUACAUGAGUCAGAUUGAUAUACAAACUCAUAUGGCAUGAGUAGGAUUCGAGCCUGGGACCUUUCGAUCCACAGGCGGGCGUCUUAACCAUUACACCACCACCGCUUCAUUGUUAUUUAGGUUACGUAAUUAAAUUAAAUUAUGUAUUUAUUCUGUUAAAUUAAAUUAUGUUUUAUUUCUCUCUCGCUCAUCUUCGCAUGUUUCCGAUUUCAUUCGGAGCUGUAACGACACGAGGCCAAUAGGAUUAGCGUAAAAAAAUUGCCGCUGAAUUUGGAAGAUUUGGCUACGCCAUAGACUUUGUGUCCCUUAGUCGCCUCGUACGACAUCCACGGAAAGAUAUGGAUAGUUCCUAUUCUAGGACGGAACCACACGGCACUUUAUCUGCUUGUUGUAAUUUGUUUUGAAACAAGAACAAGUUUUAAAUUUAAUCUGCGCCUUGGUAUUUUUAAUCGUCGACGACAGAAUGAUAGUUAGAACUUUAAUGUGUCUGUGUAUCUUAUGUCUGUAUUUUAGCAGCUAAACGGCUGAACCGAUUUUAAUCUAGUAUUUUGUAUUUGAAAGAGAAUUUAAUCGAAAUUGUUCUUUGCUAUAUUUGAAAAAUGUGCGUUCAGCCGUAUGGAAAUUGUCAGCUCUUUUCUAGCAGAUGAGGGCAUGCCAGCGAAUCCGAGAUUAUUAAAUUUUAUAGAUUUUAUGUUAAAAAUAAAGGGCAAAUUUAAAAUUUCUUGAAGAUUUUUCAAAUACAUAAUAAAUUCUCAGUCAUGUUACGUCCAUAUCUUCAUGACAUCCGUGGAAUAAUCCUAUGAAAAUACUAUUUUAGGAGAAACUAGCAGCGCUCUCGGAUUUGCUCGG